AUGAAGAUUCCGUGGCGCCAGGUGGAGUCGUCCAAGCCUGCUGCGGACAAGAAGGAGGGCACCAAGUUGCUCAAGAAGAAGAAGAAGGAGAAGAAGAAGAAAAAGAAGAAGAAGAAGCUGAAGGAGUGGAAGCUCAAGGACGCCAAGAUCGAGAAGUGGAACUGCGAGGACUGCGCCAAGAGGCUGAACAAGAGGGUGGUGCUCUUCGGCUUCAGGGUGCAGUGCUCGUUCUGCUUCAGGCCGCCACCGUCACCCAUCAGGGAGAAGCAGAUGGCGGCCAUCCGCAAGGCCAACAGGGAGGAGUUCGAGCGCUCGAAGCCUCCCAAGAAACAGCUGGUGUCGGCCACGGCUGCGAGUUCUUCGACCUGUCCAAAGGUGACGGUGCGGAAGAACUCUUUCCUCAAGAAGUUCAAGCUGAAACGCAAGUUCCUGGGGAAGCAGGCCACGGCGAUGGAGCUCAGCGAGCCGACGGAGGAGGAGCUGCUGAACACGGCGGACAAGGGCUCGCAGCUGGAGCACAUCGAUGCAAUGGCCAGCAAGCAGCAGACGACCAAGGACAACCUGCAGGAGUUGAUCCAGUCGCUGCAGCCCGCCCUGCACACGGGCACGGAGGAGGCGCGCCACAGGGUGAAGGCGCUCAUCCAACAGGCCGAGAAGUCCCUGUCCAGCGCGGAGGAGAGCCUGGUGCGGCUCAGGCGCCCGAGGACCCUGGUGGAGGCGGGGGACGACCUGGAGUUCUCAUUGGAGGACUUUCUUGAGGGCAGGAGGCUCCAGGACGCGCUCGACGCAGCCAGCACGCCUGAGGCCAUGCGCAUGGCGUUGCUGGCCAUCGAGUCGUUCGUGUUCAGGCUCUCGCUCGCCCAGGCGUCCCAGUAG
Messenger RNA from Prorocentrum cordatum, 876 nucleotides. The record is from the annotation of a GenBank genome assembly. Lineage: Eukaryota; Dinophyceae; Prorocentrales; Prorocentraceae.